This is a messenger RNA of Colletotrichum scovillei, 2658 nucleotides long. RefSeq lists its product as uncharacterized. The coding region runs from base 382 to 2424 and encodes 680 amino acids. Lineage: Eukaryota; Fungi; Ascomycota; Sordariomycetes; Glomerellales; Glomerellaceae. The transcript has a single exon. The record is from RefSeq and is a predicted model, not a curated record.
AGCCACUAGAGGUACCAGGCCGCCUGUGCACGCCCAAAAGGUACAUCGGCAUCGUCCUUACAUGAGCAUCACUCGACAGAGUCGACACUAAGGAACCUGGUCACAUUCAUUUCAACAACGAUAACAGUCCCCGAUCUGUGCUUCCCUGUCCGCCAUUUCCCAACGACCAGGGACCUGGCGACAUCCUUGACAACUUCACACCACGCACCCUCGCGCCCACUCGUCAGCAAACACUGCGAAACCCUUUUUUCCUGCGAACGUCGUCAUGCAGCUCGACUGUACCUAUAUGUCGCGGUAGCCGCCUUGCCUCCCGCUGUGCCCGUCGACCGUCACCGCCGGUUCCACGCCAUGCGAGGCCUACACCAGCCAUGAACUGACAAGAUGGGCCUCACAACUUUUCUCGGAUCCUCUACCGACAAACUCGUCUCCAGCCGCUCCAAGACCUCGUCGUCCAGCUCUCUUCAAAAGGCCUCUGAGAACGCCUCCUCUCAGACGGCAGACGCUGGCUCUACCUCUACCGCCACCUCCCACUAUGGAUACAUCUACGACGAAGAGCAGCUCCCUGCGCUGUCUCCCGACUGUCCCGACCUUCGCGAGCUUAACAACAGCCUCGAGGCCCUUGCGGCCAUCUUCCCCGAUAUACAAAUUCAGGUCUUCCGCGAGAUGUUGAUCAACUUUGACGAGGAAUCGAGGCUGGCUGUUGUGAUUGAUGCCCUGUUGAAGAAUCGCGUAGCCUGGGUCAAGGGUCGCUGGAGGACUGUCGAUAACCAAUCUGCUAGACCCCUGGUUGCGAACGAAGAAGCAGGAGAGCAGAACGAGGCUUCGAUCCCUCGCGUCGAAGCUUUCCGAAGUCCCGAGUACAAACACGCCGUGCAAGCGCUGGCUUGGCACGAAUUCAAGGGCCUCUCGCGCUCCACCAUCAACGCCGUCCUCGCCGAGUCCAACUACUCCUAUCUCGAAGCCCGCAACACUCUCGUCUCGUUGUCGUCAAAGUCGUGGCGUUUCACCAUAUCGUCCCUCUUCCUCCGCCGGAAACCGGUCGCCACGGGCGAAGCCGAAAACCAUCCGCUGAUAAUAUGGAAGUCAACUGGCCAAGGCGCCAUCGUGCCGUCUCUAAAGGCCACGGGGAACGCAGAGCUCGACUCUGAGCUGUACCGUGAUUUGGUUCGACCGCUGAAAGACCGGGCACGGCAGACGCAAGAGGACAAGGAUCGAGGUCUGGCCUUCUUGAUGAAUAAUGAAGAAGCCGAGGAAGCCGGCGCCAUGCAUGAGUGCGCAUGCUGUUUCACCGAGUCCACCUUUGAGGAGUUUACAACCUGCAACACGGACGGGCAUAUGCUCUGUUUCCGCUGUGUUCAACACUCUAUUACGGAAGCUGUGUUUGGCCAGGGAUGGCAUAGCAGCAUCGACACAAAUCACGGCACGCUGAAAUGUCUCGCUGUCGAAGGGAACGGGUGCCCUGGUCAUAUCCCCUACGAGCACAUACACCGCGCCAUGCUAGAGGAGAAGAAGGGCGCCGAGAUUCUCCGUAAACUCGACCAGCGUUUGGCAGAAAACAGUCUCCUGACAUCCAACAUGCCCCUUAUUCGUUGCCCCUUUUGCGACUAUGCAGAAGUGGAUGACAUCUACCUCCCAGCACAAGAAACGCAACUACGGAUCAGACUUAACAGUUUACUCAGUCUUGCCCUACUACUCGUAUGCAUCGCAACGGUUCCCUUUCUCCUCCCUGUGGUCUUGUUGUCCUCCUUUCUCUGUCUUCUCGUCAGCACGAAGCAGACGGUUGGCGAUCGCCUGAUCGCACAGUGGCACCUGGCUCUUGGCCGCCAUCGCCGACGACGUCGUGGUCUCAAAUUUGCAUGUCAAAACCCCGAUUGCGGGAAAAGCUCGUGUCUAUCCUGCGCCAAGGCCUGGAAGGACAUUCACGUAUGCAACGAGUCGUCUCUGGUGGCGUUGCGCACGCAGGUUGAGCAAGCGAUGAGCAUGGCCAUCAAACGCGUCUGCCCGCGAUGCCAUACGUCAUUCGUCAAGAACUCGGGCUGCAACAAGCUCACCUGUCCUUGUGGCUACAAGAUGUGUUACGUCUGCCGCAAGGACAUUGGCGGUACCAACGGCGACGGCGAAGGGUACAGGCACUUUUGCGACCAUUUUAGGCCGGACGGUGAUCCGCGGCCCUGCACCGAGUGCUCGAGGUGCAACCUCUGGGAGAGCGAGGACACCGACUCGGUGCUGAGGCAGGCCAAGGAAGAGGCCGAGACCAAGUGGCGCGAGACGGAGAAGCGCGAGCUGAAUGGGGCCGAAAAGGCCUUUCUGGAGACGGGCUUCGCCAGGAACGGGGUCUCGCCGGUCGAAAAUCGCCUCAAGAACGGUCAAUUGCCGACCUUGCCGGAGUUCUGCGACUUUGUGGUUGAGACUAUUUUUGUGUGAAGCCCGCUCCGAGUAGAUGUGUGCUUUGUAGAGCGGCAUGAUGCGGCAUGCUAGGAAAUACGAUAGCAAGAAAGACGAGAGGCUCGGAGUUUGACAAGGUCAUGAUUAUACUGGGAUAUGGGCAUUUCUGGGGCGUUCAGGGUUUGCGGGAUGGUCGAGAAACGGGAACAACCUCACAGUAUGAGGGUAGAGUGAAUGAGGACUGUCGUCUCUCGGCGCUCAUCUACAACAAAG